UGUAGAGGAACGACCCUUAUCAUUCGUUACUCAGAGCAGCAGCCGCUGUGGAGCCAGGUGCCUGAGCUGGGGCUUUCUGCCUUGCUGACACUGGGGCUGGUGAAAUGCUGCAGCAGUGGGGAAAUUUUGGAAAAAGUAUGUCACCUCCGUCAGGAGACUUCACGGAGCAGGGCAUAAUCAGUAACCACAUGUAUCAGCUACCUUUUUGCUUCUUUGGAGAUGGUCUGGAGCACUUAAUAUCUGCAGGCUCUCUUCGUAAAAAGAAACUGGCAAAAAGACCUGGCUACAUGAGGCCAGAAGCUCAGCAACAGAUAGAGUUUCAGUCCCCUGGUGCCUGCAAGCCAUUCAAUGCGGAAGAGCUCAAACUUGGCAGAGAGCAUUGUGAAGACUUUGAAAACUGCUCUCUAUGCAGACAACACAAAAAUAACUUUGAAUUCUCAUGCUGUAGUUCAAUUGCAAAUCGUACUGCAGUUCCUACUGAUGUGGCAACAACAUUGGCCGCUACUGGAAACAUGCCAGGAAACUGCAGAAAUCUUUCAGGUUACAGCAGUCUGCAGUCAGAAAACAUAAUUACACCGGUUUACCCUGCCACAGCCACAAGCAAAGGAAACGUUUCUUCUGUACGCUGUUCGAAUGUGUGGCAGACAACCCAUAGCGCUAAAGUAAUUGAGCCCCAAAAGAUGUGUGCUUUGGGUCAGACAGAAGUGAACAACAACUGUGAAUAUCAAAGAAAAGAAGUUGCUUCUCAUUCCGUUGGUCCACACGAUAACUUUAGUUCAAGUUUCAGCUUCAUACAGCUCUCCCUGAACUCAGCCUCUGGAGUAAGUGAUGCUGAAGGCAAGUCAACUGCCAAGGAAAAUGAGCGUGUUCUGCAUCCCAGCACCGCGGGAAAGCCGCAGAAACUGGAAGAAACGGAAAUAAUUCAUGAGCACUCAGGAGCUUUGUAUUGCUUCUCUAGGCCCGCUGAGGAUUUGAAGUAUGAAAAUGAAACCACGGUGAUUGAUAAACUACAGGAUUGCGAGACUGUCUCUCUCUCAGAUACAGAUGCAACGUUUUCAUGUUCUACCGAUUCCUCAGAUGCAGCAUCUGCUGGUUCUUCUGUCACCUCAGGCUAUGAGAGUAGCUUUACUGUUAGUGACCAUAACUGGCAUACUUUGAUGAAAAAAUAUGAACCAGUACUACUGGACUGCCUGCUUGCCAACCGCAGUACAUUAAAGAUAAAAUCCUUGAUCUUACGGCUUCAAAGGCUUCAGGAAAAAGCAAUAGAGGAAGAUGAUUAUGAUAGAGCUGAUAAAUUUAGACGAAAACUGGAAGAGCUGGAGAAAGAGAAAAAUUCUUUAAAAUUUCAACUUCCUUCAAGACAUCCUUCAAUUAGCAGUUUUUUGGACAGAUUUGUUACCCAAGUUCAAGCAGCAUUGCACUGGGCCACAGAUCGGGUUAAAAAUGAAGAAACCCAGCUCUGGCAAGAAAAUGAACUUAAACUUUUGAGAUCUACCUACCAGGAGAGGAUUCAGGUUUCGGCCACAAAACGAAACCAGCUUUUUCAAGAAAAGAAAUGGUUACAGAACGAAAUCGAAGACCUCCGAGCAAGGCUGGCCACAUUAGAAGCAAAAGAUCAACAGUUAAGAAGAGAAAUUGAAGAGCAAGACAGGCUUAUUCAGGCACAUGACUGUGAACUGACUGCUUUGGUUGACUGUGUUUCUUUGAGAGAGCUACAGGAAAUAAGCAAGGCUGUGGAUGACACUUUAGCAUCGUCCUAUCAAAUCCCGUUCAGUUUGGAUCUUCCGGGGACAAUAAAGAGCCUUCAGGAAAGAGAACAAUCGUUCAGCGUGUCCAUUAAAGAAACUACUGCCAAAGUUUGCACAAGCCAGAAGCUCUGCAGUACUUUGAGGAGGAAAGUGAGCGAUAUUGAGACUCAACUACCAGCUCUACUUGAAGCCAAAAUGCUGGCUGUAUCAGGAAGUAAUUUUGGGACUGCUAAGGAUCUGACAGAAGAAAUAAGAUCAUUAAUGUCUGAGAAGGAGGGGCUGGAAGGACUUCUCAAUGAGCUGUUGGUGUUGAGUGCCAGAAAUGUCCGAAAAUUAGAGAGAAUUAAAGAUGAUUACAACAGACUGAAACAAGAACUUGAGCAGGGAGAGACCGCCUUUGUGACCAGUGUAAAAGAAAACGCUGUAAAAUACAUGGAGAUGCUGGAGGAUAAACUGCAUAGCUGUGGGAGCCAGCUGCUCCAGAGAGUGUGGGAAGCUGACUUGGAGGCCUGUCAGCUGUUGAUCCGAGGGUUUCAACUGAAAGAAACCAGUUGCUGUGUUUUUGAGGAAGAGGAGAACCAAAUGGAUGAGAUGGAGAUGGCUGCUGAUGGCCCUUCUGACUCUGAAAAAAGAAAAGAAAGUCAUUUUCCAAAGAGCGCAGAGUGGGGCACUGUUCCAUGCCCCAAGCACAGCGAACAAAAAGAGGUUUUGGAAGAUAUUUCAUUUGGAGCAGAGGGUCAUUUAUCUGAGGAGUUCUUCAUAUUUUCUGCAGAGCUGGGAGAAAAAUGUGAAGCAAUAAGUGAGAAAUUGGUGCGUCUGGAAGAUCAACUGCAAACUUCAGUCUGCAAAGUUGAUGAAGGAGUUAUUCAGUCUCUGCAAAGGGAGAUCCAGGUGGUGAAGGAGACACUCCAGACCGUGCUGGUGCAACUUCAGCCAGGCAGGGAGGCGGGAGAAGAAAAGGCUGGAACUUCCUCUGUGACAGCUGGUGUCCAGGAAAACAAGACUUGAAGGAAUAAUGAGCAGAAAGAGCUGGUAGGAUGACAUUAAUUCACAAAGGUCUGCUUUUAGUAACCGAAUACUAUUUUACCAAACCUCAGGGAUCUCUUCUCUCCCUGCAUAACUAAUAACUAAAUCAAUUAUGGAGAAACAGAGCCUGGGGGUCUAUCAUCAGAAGUAUGCUACAUGGCCUCACAUGUUUUGGCACAGAUUGAGAAACAGCUUUCAGAGCAGAGCAACUCCUGUAAAUGUGCAGAUUACAAAUUGAUACACUUCAAGCGAGUCUGCAAAGUUGCCUUUAACGUCAGUGAAAUGUUCUCCUAGAACACUCAAACAAUAUUGGUCUUCCUUACUCAUGGAUUUUUUCUCCCCAGUUUAAAAAUGUAAUAUUAAAGCUGGUACAUCUAGUAUUUCUUGAAAAAGCUGUAAGAAUAAGUACUUUUUUCCCUUUGGCUUUAACAGCUUUCUUAUACUCAACAUAUUUUCACAUCCCUGCCAAUAAUUAAAUCAAUGGGAUGAAAUUCAAGCUAACCAAGUUCUCUUAACAGAAAUUUGGACCUCCUUUACUCAAUGGUAUUGAGUAGAGUAGAGGUAACUAACAGCAGCCCCUUUCACUGGUAGUUUGUUUUCAUUUAGGUAUUAAUAUAAACUUGCUUUCAUAGUACAGGGGUUGUUAAGCACACAAAAAUUAAAAUAAUGUUGGUGAUUUGUGCUCCCUAUAUUUAAGGACUGUAUGAAUAAUGCCAUUUAAAUCUCUUUGUAAAGUUUAUUAAUACUGUUAUAUUACUUUGAUUUUCUUUGUAAAAGUCAGAAGGAAUAGACACGUAUGUAUACAUAUGCAUACUUAAGUAUGUAUUUUUAUUAUAGGAGAUAAAAUGUUCAACUGAAACCAACUACUAUAAAUAACCUGUAUUUAGAUCAGUGUUCAAAACAGUUAAUGAGUUUAAAAAUUCAUAGGCUACUCUUACUUGGAUACUAGAAUAUAUCUGAUAUCACACAGAAUUCUGCUUCUGCUGUUUGUUGCAGAGGAGAAUUGAAAAAAUAUAUCUCUGGUUAAUUACCUGUUCUAAGCCAGUAGAUGAAGCAAAUCACUUUAGUGAUAUACUUUUUAGUACUACUUUUGUCUGACAUUUUUAGAAUGACUGUUUCUGCUAAUUCAAGUACUCAUUUCACAGCCACAUUGUGAAGGUUUUUACAAAUUUUGAAGCUCAUUGGACUACUCGUCCUGUAAGACUGUGUUUGUUUUCUUUGUGUGUUUUAAUAGUAGUUGAAACUUCUACCUCAAUGUUAAGUAUAUAGGGAGAAAAUAAGUGCCAGGCAGCUGAGACAGACAUACAACAGGAAUAUAAUUGCAUCCAGGAGUAUACGGUUGUCAAACAAGGGGAGCAGAGUUCAAGUGGUUUCUGUAGUCAUCAGAUCCUCUGGAUGGAAUUACAACCCUAUAAUUCAGAACAUGGGUGACUUUUAUCUUUGUAUAAUAUAGGGAUCAGCAUCCAUGUUGUUGUUAAGAGUGUUGGAUCGUUACCUUGCAUGGACUGCAGUACUCUGUUGACAUCACCUCUCACAGAUGGAGGUCUCUUUGCUGCUCUGCAUCCUCUUUGUUUAACAAGUCUCCUUCUCCGGGCUUUGCUGGUUAGUCCCUGUUUGCUACCUACCUCCCCGCUGCUGAGGUGGCACUUUCUGAAAUUCCCCCAGAGAGAUGAGCAAAGUGUUAGUCAUAGGCUCCAGCGAGCCCAACCAAGCACAGGUGGCAGCCUGCUAGUUUUCUGCGAAAGGCUGAAAUCCAACCCCAUACACAGGACCAGCUCCAGCCUGGGAAACCCUGGUGGGCUCAUGUAAUGUGACUGCUUGGGGAUGACUGUCAACCCCAGAGUGCUCACAGAAACUGGCAUGAGUUCAGGUAAACAAAAAGAAAACACACUGACAAAAUAGAUCUCUCUUACAGCUGUUUCCUGAAGACCAGUAGAAGCUGCUCAUGGUUAAUGGGUUAACAUCAUAGAGAGUCCAAAUACUACAUUUCCCGCAAUGAGCAUUUACAGGACUACAGGCCCACUGCAGGGACAUCCCAGAGAGGUGAACAGUGCACUGAGAUUGCACUCACAUGCUGAGGAGCGUGCAGAGUUUUGUCCUUUGACUAUCUAGUGCCUUUAACAUAAAUAGUUGGAGGGCUGUAAAUGUCAGAGGCAGGGUCUGCCACAGCUGAAUUGUGAAGUCUUCCUCCUUGCAGCUCCUAGGACUCAACAAUCGGGAUAGUAACCCUCAUAAGGACAGAUAAAUAGCACCCUCAUUCUCACUAGCAAGAAUUUUUGAAGACGUUCUAAUUCAAUUAAAAAACAAAAAACAAAAAACCUUGUGUGGCUUUCAUGUUUCCCAGCUUCAGAAUGCCGAUGCAUUUUAAUAAAACAUAUGCAACCACUUUAAUAAGACACUGAACUCCUCAAGAGGAGGGAGACUGAAUCUGUCCUCGUUUAUGUCAUAUCUGUAUCUAUUAACACUUAUUUUAUACAUACUGUGGACUACUACUGCUUUAAUUUAUUAUUGCAUUAACUUUACUGUUUGCUGUGGGAAGUUAGAGCCAGUAAUCAUUCCUUUUCUCAAAUAUGCUGAAUAAUAAGCAUACUUUAAAAAAUAGAGAGUAUACUACACAACACAUCAGGUGGGUUUUUUUUUUAA
Messenger RNA from Struthio camelus australis, 5417 nucleotides. NCBI's taxonomy places the organism in Eukaryota, Metazoa, Chordata, Aves, Struthioniformes, Struthionidae. The record is from RefSeq and is a predicted model, not a curated record.